UAUAUCAAUUAUAGCUUACCAGGCUGGACUUGGUACUAAAGUAAUUAAAGAACAUUGUAAUUUAAUGGAUCAUCGUGGUAAAUUGGUAGAUCCUUUAGUGGAUAGACGAAUAGAUUUCCAUUUUAACGCCAUGCUGGAUGUCAUAGCCGAAUGGAGACAAACAAAGGAACUUUCUCAUGACAUUAAUUUAUUAGAUAAAUUUUUUGAAAUGCAUGAACAGUUUAAAGAAGAAUCUCAACUUCCUUUUACAGAGUUUUUUCCAAAGGAAGAAGAACAAGUUCUACAGUUCCAUUUGGGAAAUUUGGAGUAUGCAUGUGGUGCCUCCUUGUCCAAAGUUUCUGCUUUAAAUUGGGACCACAACGAAUCUCUACCUCAGUUUUCGGGUGAUGCAGUCUUAAUGAAAGAUGGCUACUCACAGGUUGUGAAGCGAAUGAGUGAAAACAUAGAUCUCUACUUAAAUACUCAGGUUUUAGGAGUAGAUUAUAGUGAUGAUCUAAUAGCUGUUAAAACAACAGAUAAAACUUACACUGCUCAUAAGGUACUGGUAACAGUGCCAUUAGCCUUAUUAAAGAAACAAACUAUACAAUUUACGCCAACAUUACCAGAAAAAAAGAUACAAGCUAUAACUUCACUAGGAGCAGGCUCUCUAGAAAAGGUAGCAUUACAGUUUAAUAAGAAAUUCUGGAAGAGUAAAACAGAUGAAGAUGAUUUUUUUGGUCAUGUGCCAGCUGAAGAGAAACAGCGUGGAUUAUUUAAUGUAUUUUAUGAUAUAUCUACCUCAACAAGCGAUAGUGGUAUAUUAGUGACUAAUGUCUCAGGUGAGGCGUUAAAUCUAAUUAAAGAUAAAACUGAUAAAGAAGUUGUUAAUCUCUGUUUAAAUACACUCAAAUCUCUCUUUCCUGCUCAGACGAUACCUGACCCAGUGAAUUAUCUAGUUACACAUUGGGAUAGUGAUCCUUUCGCUGGCAUGGCAUAUAGUUAUAUGCCCGUUGGCAGUGACGGCAGUCUGUAUGACGACAUGGCAGAAGAUGUCAACGAUAAAAUUUACUUUGCAGGAGAGGCAACUAAUAAACAGUUUCCACAAUCUGUAACUGGUGCUUAUUUAAGUGGUAUACGAGAGGCCAAUAAAAUAAUUUUGUCUCUAACAAGUGAAAUAACGCAGGUCGAUACAUAAUGCAGACAAUUCAAGGUGUUAGAUAGUGGUACUUAGUUUUUUCAUUUAUAUUGGAAUCUGUAAAUUUGAGACCAAAAUAAAAUUCUUUCACAUAGUAAAUGGUGAAAAUUUAAGCACAGACAUUUUUUCAUCAAAAUACAGUGAAAUAUUGUAUUCUUUCACAGAAAAAAUAGUGACAUUUGGGAAAAGACCCAUUCUGGUUGAAACAGAGAAAUACUGUAAAAUUUAGACCAAAAUAAAAUUCUUUCACGUACUAAAUGGUGAAAAUUUAAGCACAGACACUGUUUCAUCGAAAAUAGUGAAAUAUUGUAUUCUUUCACAGAAAAAAUAGUGACAUUUGGAAAAAGACCCAUUCUGGUUGAAAUAUUGUAUAUUAAAAAUAUUGUAAUAUUGAAAAAGUGUAUAAUACUAUUACUGAAAACAGUCAACUACUGUAUUUGUUCGCAUAGAUAAUGGUGAAAUUUUCAGCCAAGAUGCAAUGUACAAAACAAUUGAUUAAUACAGAAAAUGUGAAAAUUACACAGAAAACAGUGGAAAUCUGAAUACAUUUAUUCUUCAUGUGCAGUGAAAAGUGGAAUUUUUAACUGAUGCAAACUUGUGAAUGUGUGAAAAACUGUUUAUAUGUAUUGGGAAAAUGUGAAAUUUGGAAAGCUUAAUUUACUGUUAAAAACUGUAAAUAAUUUGAUAUAGAAUAAAAUAGCAAUACAAAUGUAGUAACACAAAGCCUAAAACUGUGAGAAACUGUGGAAGUUCGAAGGGUUUAUAUGCAUUGGAAAAAUGUGAAAUUUGAAAAGCUUAAUUUACUAUUAAAAACUGUACAUAAUUUAAUAUAGAAUAAAAAAGCAAUACAAAUGUA
Molecule: messenger RNA, 2030 nt
Organism: Patella vulgata (common limpet)
Lineage: Eukaryota; Metazoa; Mollusca; Gastropoda; Patellidae
Product: lysine-specific histone demethylase 2-like
Exons: 10
Coding region: 65-1174 (369 amino acids)
Molecular function (GO): oxidoreductase activity
Source: RefSeq, a predicted model, not a curated record